Molecule: messenger RNA, 1119 nt
Organism: Diaporthe batatas
Lineage: Eukaryota; Fungi; Ascomycota; Sordariomycetes; Diaporthales; Diaporthaceae
Product: uroporphyrinogen decarboxylase HEM12
Exons: 4
Coding region: 1-1119 (372 amino acids)
Biological process (GO): heme biosynthetic process
Cellular component (GO): cytosol
Molecular function (GO): uroporphyrinogen decarboxylase activity
Source: RefSeq, a predicted model, not a curated record
AUGAGCGAGCUUUCCCUGUGGUCAGCUCCAAUAGCACCGCAUUGGCUGGAAGCACGACGCAAGGCGGGCGAGAAGGUCGAGCGGCCGCCCGUAUGGGUGAUGCGCCAAGCCGGCCGGUACCUCCCUGAAUACCACGAGGCCAAGGGCAGCCGCGACUUCUUCGAGUGCUGCCGCGACCCCGAGGUCGCCUCGACCCUGACCCUCCAGCCCGUCGAGCGCUUCGCCGGGCUCCUCGACGCCGCCAUCAUCUUCUCCGAUAUCCUCGUCAUACCCCAGGCCAUGGGCAUGGUCGUCGAGAUGGUGGACAAGAAGGGCCCGCACUUCCCGGACCCGCUGAGGUCGCCCGACGACAAGCAGUACGCCGAGGUGUUGCAGCGCCAGGUCGACGUCACAAAGGAGCUCGACUAUGUCUACAAGGCCAUCACCCUGACGAGGAAGAAGCUGCAGGGCCGCGUCCCCCUCCUUGGUUUCUGCGGCGCCCCGUGGACGCUGCUCUGCUACAUGGUGGAGGGCGGCGGCACCAAGAUGUUCAAGGAGAGCAAGACGUGGAUCUACAAGUACCCAGAGCAGUCAAAGCUGCUGCUACAGAAGAUUGCCGAGUUGUGUGUAGACCAUCUCGCCCAUCAGGUCGAGGCCGGUGCACAGAUGGUGCAAGUCUUCGAUUCAUGGGCCGGGGAGCACUCUCCGGCCACUUUCAAGGAGUUCUCAGAGCCGUACCUGAGGUACAUAGCGGAGAACCUGCCCAAGAAGCUGAAGUCCCUGGACCUGGAGCCAGUUCCCAUGAUCGUCUACCCCAAGGGGGCUUGGUAUGCCCUGGACGCAAUGUGUGAUUCGGAUUACGAUGUCGUCGGCCUGGACUGGCUUCACGACCCUGCAGAUGCCGCCACGGUCCGGGGCGACCGAAAGAUUGUGCUCCAGGGCAAUGCCGACCCUGGUGUCUUGUAUGGCUCUCGUGAGGCCAUAACGAAGACGGUGAAGAACAUGGUGGAUGGCUUUGGCUGGGCAGAGAGGAAGCAGGGCUGGAUUGUGAACCUUGGACACGGCAUAACGCCAUUCGUGAAGCCAGAUGAUCUCAAGUUCUUCUUCCAGGAAGUUCACCGCCUGACACUUGCUGCGUGA